GCUGUUUGUGCUUUCCUCAGGCCCGAAUUGCACCUUCACUUCACUACGUUUCGUCGUCGGUUCUGCGCUUCUUCUAUUUUCGAUCCUCUAUUUUUGAUACCUGUUGGCCCCCUUAAUAUUGUUCGCUGUCUCCGAUGACUUUGCAGGCUCGUAAGCUACUCAAACACAACCCUUACGGCUACGUUCCCACCGAGUGGAUAUGUAUUCUCUUCUUGGUUCUCUUCGCAGUCACCACCGUCCUGCACACUGUUCAAGCGGUCCGGUACCGUCUCUGGUUCCUGCUGUAUACCGCCUGCCUCGCGGGGGUCCUCGAGCUCGUCGGAUGGAGCGGGCGCGAGUGGUCCGCCCACGAUAUCCUGCAGAUGACACCUUACCUCAUGCAGAUAGUAUGCACGAUCAUCGCGCCGACGCCGUUCGUUGCGGCCAUGUUCGUCGUGCUCGGCGAGAUGAUCCGGCGGUUGGGGUCGUGCUAUAGCCGGUUGGGCACGAGGGCGUAUACCAUUGUAUUCUGCAGCUGUGAUGUUAUUGCGUUGGUCAUUCAAGCCGUCGGUGGUGUCUUCGCGUCGACUGCCGUCGCGAGAGGCGAGAGUGCCCAAAACGGCGGUCACAUCAUGCUUGCCGGCAUCUGUUUCCAACUAGGUGCGUUCUCCAAAGUCGCUUCCGCAUGCCGAAGCUGGAUAUAUCCACCCGCAGUGGCCAUCACGUUCUACAUGAUCCUCGCCUCCGAGUUCGUCGUUCGUUGUUUGCUGGACAAGCCGCUGCGUGCGGGCGACAAGACCGUCAAGCCCGCCACGCACACAUUGGACCGCAAGCACGCGAUUAUGCUCGGCGCGCUCGCCUUCGCCAGCAUUUGCAUCUACAUCCGGUCUAUCUAUCGUACGAUUGAACUCGCGGAUGGCUGGACGGGCCACAUCAUCAGGACGCAGCGUUACUUCGACUGGCUGGACGGCGGGAUGGUCGCGUUCGCGAUGUUCACCCUCAACUCCGUGCACCCGGGCGUGUUCCUCGGCCCGGGAAGGACGUGGAACGCGAAGGCAGACGCGCCAGUGUCACAGGUAGAGGCGAUUUGUCUGGAUAACCAGAGCGGGUAUGCGAGCAGGGAGACCUUGCAUGCGAAGAUGCAGAGGUUGUACCAUGCAGAGGGUGCGGUGUGAGAUGCGACGAAGCAGAUCUGGACG
Messenger RNA from Fomitopsis serialis, 1178 nucleotides. RefSeq names its product RTA1 like protein-domain-containing protein. The coding region runs from base 135 to 1154 and encodes 339 amino acids. The transcript is spliced from 9 exons. The record is from RefSeq and is a predicted model, not a curated record. Gene Ontology annotation, cellular component: plasma membrane; fungal-type vacuole. Lineage: Eukaryota; Fungi; Basidiomycota; Agaricomycetes; Polyporales; Fomitopsidaceae.